AUGGCUUAUGAUACAGAGAACCAGGACCCUGCCGCCCACUUCCAGGUCUUUAUGGUUCUGGCGAUAGGAUCUGCUGUACUUUCUGCUCGGACUAGAGCUCGCAUACCAGCAGAAUCGUACUGUCUCUCCGCGCUACAGUAUCUCGACGAACUAAAUGUUGAGAACUCACUCAAAGGAAUUCAGUGUCUUGUCUUACUUCUAAUUUUUACUAUACAUAGCCCAUGCGUUCGUCUCAAUGUCUGGUAUCUCAACUAUCACUGCAUCGCUGCCUUGGUCGAUCAAGGUCUCCAGAGGAACAUCAGCAUGGGACCAGAUCACAGCCUGUUCAGUCAGGAGAUGCGAGCCAGGAUAUUCUGGGUCAUUUACUCCUUCGACCGCAUCAUUGCGACAAUGAUGGGCCGACCAAUUGGACUACGUGAUGAAGGGUGCGAGCUCCGUAUGCCAUUGGGUCUGUCUGACGAACAGCUUGUCAGUCAGAGGCAACAACAAAUCACCAAGCCAUCCAGUGAUAUGGCAUUUGCGGUUCACUUAUUCGAAGCGGCCAAACUCAACUCGGAGAUCAAAUACAUCGCGCAAAGCAUCAUAAGAGACACGCCUAGAUAUGCUUAUCCUAGAGUGACCAACAUCAACGACUGGCAAAACGCCAUGCUACAGCGACUGGAUGAGUGGUCAGACAAGAUACCAGGUCUUGGUGACCCUGAGGUAUUGUAUCUGCGAACGACAUGUCAGCUUCGAUACCACGGUCUGCGGAUGCUUUUAUUGAGACCUAGCCCGGCAAUACCUAAGCCACCCAAAGAAGCUUUGAUAAAGUGUCACCAAAGUGCUCGUGAAAGCCUACAACUAUUUGAUCAGUUGUACAAGAAGAAUCUGCUUGUUCAUAACUGGACUACUUUCCACGGGCUUGUUCUCAGUUCCAUAACUCUGCUGUACUGCAUCCAGUCAGUGUCGGAAAUCGCCCGCUCUACGGGUGUAGACGCUUUCAUGUCUGACCUGAGCAUAUCCCUCAGCAUUUUGGGUGCUACGGGUGAGCAUUGGUCUGGCGCCAAACACAGUCGCGAUAUUCUCGAUAACCUUGGAAAAUCGACUGUUCGAUACAUUCGAGAGAAGAAUAGACGAUCGGAGGGUUUGCGUGACCGCUCUGCACCACAGGUCAAUGAACAGGUGAUUGAUCCUACACUUUCAGCAGAUGCAUGGGAGAGUUUGGGGCAGGAGUUCAACGGCAUCCAGGGAUCUUCAUCUCACCUGAAUAUGGACGACGAUAUGGGUUUCAUGCAGAACCAAUUCUACGAAGGGUUACUUAACGAGACAUUCGCGGAAUACUUUGAGCCAACCGAGUCGACAAAUCUGGAUAAUAUUGUUCGCGACUUGUUCCAAGGCCUUAUUCCAACAGACUCAAUCUAA
Messenger RNA from Fusarium musae, 1401 nucleotides. RefSeq lists its product as uncharacterized. The transcript has 2 exons. Lineage: Eukaryota; Fungi; Ascomycota; Sordariomycetes; Hypocreales; Nectriaceae. Gene Ontology annotation, molecular function: DNA-binding transcription factor activity, RNA polymerase II-specific; zinc ion binding; sequence-specific DNA binding. The coding region runs from base 1 to 1401 and encodes 466 amino acids. Gene Ontology annotation, biological process: positive regulation of transcription by RNA polymerase II; DNA-templated transcription. The record is from RefSeq and is a predicted model, not a curated record.